Mycena citricolor is the source of this 2409-nucleotide messenger RNA. NCBI's taxonomy places the organism in Eukaryota, Fungi, Basidiomycota, Agaricomycetes, Agaricales, Mycenaceae. The record is from the annotation of a GenBank genome assembly.
UCAUGUGAUCCUUAUUCCUCUGUCACCGUUCUAUCAUUCAAGCAACGUAUUCCACUCUCUCGCCGCACACUACAAACCCCAUUCUUUUCUGACUACCGCAUCUCCUUCAUUGUGUUGUCAAUUCGCACUAUACUAUUUCAUUUUGUUCCAGAAGACACUAACGCAGACCCUUUGGUCGCUGGACCAGAGCUUGGGAGGCGUGCUGAGGGCUCACAUUCGAAGGGCUGCGGCUAUCUCCAAGGCAUAUAUGCCAGAGCGAGCCGUCGUGACAGACCCCCGAGGUCCACGCCGAAACCUUCCGUACCUGCAGACCAUGGUCCGCAGAGCCAGAGCAUGGUGGAUGCCAUGACGACAGCAGGCCUGCAUCCUUCCUUCGAGAUGGAGAACCGGACUCUUGCGUGGACCAUAUCGUCUCUCUCUGACGACAACGAGCUUCAGCUGCUUGUUGAGGCGCUCCCCCAUGUGCUAUGGGACUUCGAGAAAACCAAGUUGCGUGGCGGGUAUCGCAUGCAUUUCCUCAAGCUGCUGCGUGAUCCGUUGCUAUCUGCUCGAGUAAUAGGUCCGCGUCCGCCGACAACUUUCCCUGCUCCAGGCGCUCUGGGUCGUCUGCGCUUUCUCCCUCCACACGGGCAGCCUUUGGAGUGUCUGAUUGGAGACCAUGAACCUGGCAAGGCACUGUUGGGCUCGAAUUUCAUUGACUCUGAGGAUGUGCAGAACAUGGUCCCCAAUGUGUCCGCUCUGAUUCGCCUGAACGUCAUUGAGUCCCAGAGCCAGCAACGGGCCCCCGGCGGUUCUUUCUCGCAGACGAGCAACUCCGACCAGGACAUUCGCGCUCGGAUGGAGAAGCAACGGCGAGCAGAGAAGCAACGCACCAAGCUGACCCGGUCGGGGUCGGAUGAGAUAGCCGUGGACAAUCUCGUCUUCGCUGCGCGCCAGAUGAUCAGCACGUUUGCCCAGACAUCGACUUAUCCGGAUUUGUUUGGGAUGGGGUUCCGUGGUCUCGCACCGCUCCUCGUCCGUCUCUGCAAGAACCUGAAGUACCAACGUGGGAACUCGGAGCACCAACUCGACCUCCAGGCAUCCGUCGACACCCUCCAGCUGAUCUACCAUCACCUGGUCAACACCCCGGCGGCCGCGAGAGACAUCGACUGCCAUCUGUGGGUCCUCCGGAGGCUGCGUAGGGCCGACGUUCAGGCAGCAGACACCCACACGCACCGUUUGGUGGCCACCGUCCAGUGCGCCGUACUCCGGUGUUUCCGGCUGGAUUUGUCGGACUCGGGGGAUCUUUUGGAAUCGAUGAAGCUGCUGCGCAUGUUCAACAAUGAGGCCUGGUUCCGCGCAGUGAUCAGCCACGAAAACGAGAAGCAAAGGGAGUGGGCGUCGGCGAAGCAGCUCUACGACUGGGCCUGCGUGGGUGUUGUGACCGCCUUCUUCGAGCAGUGUGCCCGGAAUCCGGAUCAGACAGAGCACAGGCUCGAAGUCGAGGAGUUCAAGACAGUCCACAUGGCCCCGCAAGGGUCUGUCGUGUCCAGCGUCGCACCUGGGGAGACGAAUCUCGAGCUGAGACUCAACUUGGCCCAGAACGACAUCGCGGGAUUGGAGUCUCACUUGCUGGCAGCUGCCACCCCAGGAAGCGCUAACUAUGGACAGUGUCUCUCCGCAGAGGAAACAGGUUCUCCGCACCAUCCGCCGGUCUCUGCGUGGCUUUUGGCACACGGGGUCGAUUCCACCAAGUCCUCACCUUCUGGUGACUGCAUCUCCGUCAAUGUCCCUGUUCCGAAGGCAAACGAGCAGCUUGGCGCCGACUACCACGUCUUCACGCACACUGCCAACGUCAAGACGUCGAUCCGCACCCUCCUGUACUCACUCCCCGCCUCGCUCGAGAAUCACAUCAAUGUCAACUUUGCCCAAGCCCAGCUCGAUUACGUGCUAGGGAACAAUCCAUUGCCCUACGUCCUGGGAUCAAACCCGAAUUCCCCGUCGAAUCCGCAUUCGGCUGGCCAGCGGGGGGAACGACAUCGGCAACAUCGACACCUCGCCGGUGGAGGAGCGUAUGUCCUGUACAGCGCUGUCAUUGCCGGCCCAGACCGGCACGCCAGGUUCUUUGAUAUCUGCGGCGACUGGCCAGAGAUGGAGGUGGCGUUCGAUUCCAAUGCACCGAUGCUCACGCUCGCGGCAAUGCAUGCCGCGAACGACACGCCGGGCCCGUACUUCACACGACUGCAGGCCAGAGCGUACGGGAAGCUGGGCGACUCGCCGUGCGAUUCCGCGUUCUCGGCUGGGUGCGGGGGACUGCAUCUGUUCAAGGGCACGAUCAUUGCAAUGGCCGUCGUGCUCAGUGUGGUCGGCAUCAUAAUUCUGAGAGUGUUGAUCUGGUUUAUUCACCCGCUGCGGUCCAGAGGCAAAUAG